This is a messenger RNA of Piliocolobus tephrosceles (Ugandan red Colobus), 2686 nucleotides long. RefSeq names its product solute carrier family 35 member F4 (gene SLC35F4). The record is from RefSeq and is a predicted model, not a curated record. The coding region runs from base 2003 to 2686 and encodes 227 amino acids. Gene Ontology annotation, cellular component: membrane. The transcript has 10 exons. NCBI's taxonomy places the organism in Eukaryota, Metazoa, Chordata, Mammalia, Primates, Cercopithecidae.
GAUGAACUAUUCUUGGAUCUCUUCCACGAACUGACCAGUGGGAGGCAGCUGGCAGCAAGCAAUGGGCUUUGCAGUAUAUCACAUAAGGAACAGGAGGUAUGGAAGCCAAGACAUAAUAUUUUAGUGAAAAUGAGAAAGGAAGAUAAAUCACUUGUGUGGCUUAUACAUUCAACACUUGCUAGCUACACGUAAGUUACCAACUUUUUAGGUAACUAUGCACAAUAUUUUAUCUCAUUCCCAUCCCACCUUGCUACCCGACCUAUUUCUAGACUUUCUCCUCUUGACCUAUAAUUGCCAAGAGAUUGGGAAUGGAAUAUUGGGAAAAUGAAACCCAGUAUUACCUUGAGAAAAGAGGACAAGGCAUACCUUAUAAAAAAUAAAUUUCGAAAGAUACAUUUUAAAAGACUCUUGGAGUAUCUCAGCAUCAGCCACUCUUGAAGAACAUGAAUAAUUGACAGUUCACUGAAUUUCAUACAGUCUGUUUUUAUCGAAUUUGAAUUGUCCAAUUAGAAACAUAGUUGUACAAGGUAUAAGAAACAUUCUGAAUAUGUAAAAUAAGAACCUCAGGUAUUUUUGACACUCUUAUAAUAACAAUAGUAACAGCAUUAAUUUAAGUGUAGCAGUCAGUAUGUAACGCUUCUGUUAACUUUUUGAGUAACUAAAAAUUUAUAAUUUUCUAAAUCCAAGAUUAAAUAGUACAUUUUAUUUUUAUGGGUGUGUAGUAGGUAUAUCUAUUUAUGGGGUACAUGAGAUAUUUUUAUACAGACAUACAAUGUGUAACAGGUCAUCUAUCACCUCAAGCAUUUAUCAUUUCUUUGUGUUACAAACAUUUCAAUUACAAUCUGUUAUUUUACAAUCUACAAUCAAUUAUUGUUGACUGUAGUCACCCUUUUGUGCUUUCAAAUACUAGAUCUCACUCAUUCUAACUAUAUUUUUAUACUCAUUAACUGUCCCCACUCCCUCCACCCUCAACCCACGAUCCAUCCUAGGCUCUGGCAACCAUCAUUCCAAAGAAAUAGAAAUCCUUGGGGAAAUGAUUAAUUUCAGGAGUGGGGCAGGGAAACUAUAAGAUAGGCCCAGGGCAUCUUGCAGUGCCAGAAAGUAAGGAAGAGCUCAAACACAAAAGAAUGGGGACAAAUCAAAGGUACCUCCAGAUCAUCAGUCACUCGAUGUAAACCAGGAGCCAACUGCCCCAGUUCACACAGUGGCAUCAGUAGACAACUGUCCCCGCUAUCUGUCACCGAAGAUUCCUCUGCUCCUAUUCUUGAACUUCAGAACCGAGGAUCCUCAGGAGUUUGCGGACACAGAGUUGAGAGACAGAACAGAUCAGCAGACGAUGGGACACAGACUCAUUCUGAGAACAGCAGCCAAGAAAACAGAAUCAAGGCUCGCUGCCUGUCCUGCACGUCCAUGGUUCUGAAGGGCAUCUGGGGACUCUUGAUCAUCUUGUCAGUAUCAUCGUCUUGGGUUGGAACUACACAGAUUGUAAAAAUUACUUAUAAGAACUUCUAUUGCCCAUUUUUCAUGACUUGGUUUUCAACAAACUGGAACAUUAUGUUUUUCCCAGUCUAUUAUUCUGGUCAUCUAGCCACUGCUCAAGAAAAGCAAUCUCCAAUGAAAAAAUUCAGGGAAUGCAGUCGGAUUUUUGGUGAAGAUGGUCUGACGUUGAAGCUCUUUCUUAAAAGAACUGCUCCCUUUUCUAUUCUAUGGACGUUGACUAAUUACCUUUAUUUACUGGCUUUAAAGAAGCUGACAGCCACUGAUGUCUCCGCUCUGUUCUGUUGUAACAAAGCCUUUGUCUUCUUGCUGUCGUGGAUUGUGCUGAAAGACAGGUUCAUGGGAGUGAGGAUUGCUUGGAAGCCUUGAAGAUUUAAGGAGCCAGAUCUCAUUCAUAUAAUCCGGUAUGCGACUUUGAUGAAAAUAUUGAGACAACACUUCUUUAGAAGGAGAUUUACCAGCAAUAAAAUCCACUGUAUUAGAGAGCAAAUGAACACAUUUAACCAUGGACCUCACUGAUGCAAGAGGUUACAUCCAAAAAGUUGCUGCAAUAAUGGCAAUUACUGGCAUUGUCAUGAUGGCGUAUGCAGAUAAUUUCCACGCUGAUUCCAUCGUAGGAGUGGCAUUUGCAGUGGGCUCAGCCUCCACAUCUGCAUUAUAUAAGGUCUUGUUUAAAAUGUUUCUUGGAAGUGCCAACUUUGGGGAAGCCGCACACUUUGUCUCCACCUUGGGUUUCUUCAAUUUGAUCUUCAUCUCCUUCACCCCAGUCAUCUUGUAUUUCACCAAGGUGGAGCACUGGUCCUCUUUUGCAGCUCUGCCGUGGGGCUGUCUCUGUGGGAUGGCAGGGCUGUGGCUGGCCUUCAACAUCCUGGUGAAUGUUGGGGUGGUGCUGACGUACCCAAUCCUAAUCUCCAUUGGGACAGUGCUCAGCGUUCCUGGAAAUGCAGCUGUGGAUCUCCUAAAGCAGGAGGUGAUAUUUAAUGUCGUCCGCCUGGCUGCUACCAUCAUCAUCUGCAUUGGGUUUCUGCUGAUGCUAUUGCCUGAAGAAUGGGAUGAAAUCACCCUGAGGUUCAUCAACAGCCUGAAGGAAAAGAAGAGUGAGGAGCAUGUGGAUGAUGUGACUGAUCCCAGUGUACACCUGCGAGGCAGAGGCAGAGCCAAUGGGACAGUGUCUAUACCACUGGCUUAG